CCGGCGGUGAGCCGCGCCCAUCGGUUUUGUCUCCAACUUCCGCAUUCCGGCCUUCAUGUUGGAUGUCGAGCAGUGAACAAUCUCCGAUCCCGCACAGCUUCACUACGCUUGUUGCUGAGAGCAUUUCCUCGGUUCUUCAGAAAGAGUGCCAAUGCCAGCAAUCAAACAGUUCCCCACCCAACUGGCCCACACCCUCAAAACCCACAAUGGCCCCGUAAACGCUGUGACUUUCUCCAGCUAUCCUGGAACCUAUGUCCUCACCGGCUCGACAGAUCGUGCUAUUCACCUCUCCCGGGCUAUUCCCAACAAUAACAAUGCCUCUGCUGCGGAGACAACGUCCCCAAUCCAGAAGUAUGAGGCGCACGGGUACUCCGUGUUAGACAUUGCCGUCGCAGCAGACAACUCCCGGUUCGCCAGCGUUGGUGGAGACCGCCAGGUCUUUCUGUGGGAUGUCGAACAGGGAGGAACAAUCAGACGCUGGAGUGGACACAAUGCGCGCGUUGAGGCCGUCCAAUUCGCAGGCGAAGAUGACUCUGUAGUGGUGUCUGGCAGCGCAGACACAACUAUCAACAUCUGGGAUACCAAGUCCAACUCCUACAAGCCAAUCCAGACCCUCACCGAAGCCCGAGAUACCGUUUCUUCCUUGCACGUACACAUGCCCACAUAUUCUAUCGCAAGCGCAAGUUACGACGGUCGAGUUCGAGUGUACGAUAUUCGAAUGGGACGCACCCUUGUCGAUGUUCUUGCACACCCUGUUACUAGUGUUCGCUGCUCCAAUGACGGCAAUGCUCUUUUAGCAUCUACAACAGAUGGGCGCAUCCGCAUGCUGGACCGGAGUGACGGCAAAUUAUUAAAGGCGUUUGGCGGCGACGAGGUCAGUCCAAGUCAGGGUAAUAGCAAUGCCACUUAUCGCAAAAGCGACCUUCGCAUUCGCUCUAUAUUCGCGAAAGCGGACGCCAUUGUCCUCAGCGGGAGUGCGGCAGAUGACUCCGGCAAUGGCAAUGGUGCUACGCAGGCGUCCGUAUUCGCCUGGGAUGUGCUCAGUGGAGAAGUGAUCGCGUGUGUCCCAGCCGGACCAGGCGUCAAGGCCGUGAGUGCUGUAUCGUGGAAUGAGAAAGGAAAUUGCUGGGCUGGUGGUUGCUCAGAUGGAACCGUCAAAGUCUAUCGCUAAGUUUAGACUGUGUUGUCCGACCCUUGCCCAGCUAGCUAGCCAAGAGCUAGAGCCCAGCCACUCAUCAACUAAUCCCGACAAGACAAGUCAAGACUACAAUACCCCAGCAACCCAGCCAGCCGGUCAACAGGCAAGGUUCCCCGUCAGCAAUAAUAAUCGUCAUCAGCCACCAGCCGCCUACGCACAGACA
This is a messenger RNA of Aspergillus piperis CBS 112811, 1361 nucleotides long. Its product is annotated as WD40 repeat domain-containing protein. Gene Ontology annotation, molecular function: protein binding. Bases 152 to 1171 code for a protein of 339 amino acids. The transcript has 4 exons. NCBI's taxonomy places the organism in Eukaryota, Fungi, Ascomycota, Eurotiomycetes, Eurotiales, Aspergillaceae. The record is from RefSeq and is a predicted model, not a curated record. Gene Ontology annotation, cellular component: catalytic step 2 spliceosome. Gene Ontology annotation, biological process: mRNA splicing, via spliceosome.